This is a messenger RNA of Mus musculus (house mouse), 7059 nucleotides long. It is a transcript of the gene Epb41l5, whose product is annotated as erythrocyte membrane protein band 4.1 like 5. The transcript has 17 exons. The record is from RefSeq and is a predicted model, not a curated record. Gene Ontology annotation, cellular component: cytoplasm; photoreceptor inner segment; plasma membrane. The coding region runs from base 337 to 1851 and encodes 504 amino acids. Gene Ontology annotation, molecular function: cytoskeletal protein binding. NCBI's taxonomy places the organism in Eukaryota, Metazoa, Chordata, Mammalia, Rodentia, Muridae.
GCUCACUGAGCCGAGGCUCUCGACCGUGCCGGGUGGGCGGCCCGGCUCCCCGGGCGACGCCGCGGGCUGGGAGGGGAGUGGCGGCGACGGCCAAUGGGGCUGGGCGCUGAGUUUCGGGCGAUACCGCGCGGUGGCCGCUGAGGGCCGGGCGCGUCGCCGGGGUCUCGCGCGUUGUUGGGGGGAAACUCUGGUCACCCCUGACCUCCCCGUAGCUGUGGGAUUAGGGGAAGGUCGCCUCGAGUGUCACUUCGCCGGGAUUGUGGGCAGACAUCGGUGAGACAGGACGUGCCAGCUAGCUCCCGGUCGAGUGAAACUUGGGAAGCGUACGAGGCAGAAAUGCUGAGCUUCCUGAGACGAACGCUUGGCCGCAGGUCUAUGCGCAAGCAUGCUGAAAAGGAGCGGCUCCGAGAGGCACAGCGUGCGGCCACACACAUUCCUGCCGCUGGGGAUGCCAAGUCCAUCAUCACAUGCAGGGUGUCCCUUCUGGACGGUACAGAUGUCAGUGUGGACUUGCCGAAAAAAGCCAAAGGACAGGAGCUGUUUGACCAAAUCAUGUAUCACCUGGACUUGAUUGAAAGUGACUAUUUUGGUUUGAGAUUCAUGGAUUCAGCCCAAGUAGCCCAUUGGUUGGAUGGUACAAAAAGCAUCAAAAAGCAAGUAAAAAUUGGUUCACCCUAUUGUCUUCAUCUUCGAGUUAAGUUUUAUUCCUCGGAACCAAAUAAUCUUCGUGAGGAGCUAACCCGGUAUUUAUUUGUUCUUCAGCUAAAACAAGAUAUUCUCAGUGGGAAGUUAGAGUGUCCCUUUGAUACAGCAGUUCAGUUGGCAGCUUAUAAUCUGCAAGCUGAACUUGGCGACUAUGAUCUUGCUGAACAUAGUCCUGAACUGGUCUCUGAGUUCAGGUUUGUGCCCAUCCAGACUGAAGAGAUGGAACUGGCUAUUUUUGAGAAAUGGAAGGAAUACAGAGGUCAGACACCAGCACAAGCAGAAACCAAUUACCUGAAUAAAGCCAAAUGGCUAGAAAUGUAUGGUGUUGAUAUGCACGUGGUCAAGGCUAGAGAUGGCAAUGACUAUAGUUUGGGACUGACUCCAACAGGAGUCCUUGUUUUUGAAGGAGAGACCAAAAUUGGCUUGUUUUUCUGGCCCAAGAUAACCAGAUUGGAUUUUAAGAAGAAUAAGUUAACUCUAGUGGUUGUGGAAGAUGAUGAUCAGGGCAAAGAACAAGAGCAUACCUUUGUCUUUAGAUUGGAUCACCCUAAAGCCUGCAAACACUUAUGGAAAUGUGCUGUGGAGCACCAUGCCUUCUUCCGCCUCCGAGGACCUGUCCAAAAGAGUUCCCAUCGAUCAGGAUUCAUUCGACUAGGAUCCCGAUUUAGAUACAGUGGAAAAACAGAAUAUCAGACCACAAAAACUAAUAAAGCAAGAAGAUCAACCUCCUUUGAAAGAAGGCCUAGCAAGCGGUAUUCCCGACGGACGCUGCAAAUGAAAGCCAGCACAACACAACCUGAAGAUCUUGGUGUUCUUAAUGCUUCCGCUCAGAAAAGUGACUCCCAACAGGCUUGGGGUGUGAUGUCUCCUGUGCCUGUCACUUCUUCCUCAUCCUGUGGCGCUGUGCAGGUGGAGAUAGAGAAUCUCCCACAGACCUCUGCGACAGAGCAGCACGACAGGAAAUGGCUCUCUGCUACCAGUGACCGCUGCCAACGUGGUGGAAACCAGUGGAACCCAAGGGCCUUGCCCCCACCCCAGACUGCAUAUAGAAACUACACUGACUUUGUACAUGAGCAUAAUGUGAAGAAUGCAGGAGCCCAUCAUGACGCUCAGUUAUCUGGCCGUGCAGCCAUGACCGAGAUAUGAGUUGUUACACCUUUUAGGCCGUGGAACUCUUGUCAUCUAGGUCAAUAAUGUAUUUUGUGGCAUUUAUAUAGAGGACUGAUUUCAUUAGGUGUAUUGGAAAGAAUUUGUUUCCUACUGAGUCACUAGUUACACAAUGCUAUGAUUGACUUCUGUCUGCUGUGGAAGGGAAGAGGAUCUGAAGAAGCCGUGAGCUGUCACUCACAUGGCAGAUGUUGCUGUGUUGAAAGGGUGUGCAUAGCACUGUGUCCUCGGGAAGGGUUUUCAAUGUUAGCAUUUAACACAUCACUCAAAACAUCUCUCAGGGGAUUCAUGUUUAUGACAAACUGUCAGUUGUCAUCCACAUGCCAUCUAAGUAAGACUGAGUUUUAAAGGUUAAGACAUAAAAUGUACACCCAAAAGGAACCAUAUUCAGUCAUGGUGCCUCAGCCUUUUGUGGUGCUAUAGUAAUACUCUUCUCAUAUGCUACUCUCUAAAGUGGCCCAUGCCUUCAUUUCAGCUAAGAGCCUGCGGUUUAAUAAAAAUUAUUAUAAUAUUUUUUUCUUAACAAACAUUUUAUUACCACAGCUGUAGAAAAUGCAAUAACAGCAUGGUUCAUGUAGAGAGAUAUGUCUGAAAGGUUUCUUUGGGUGGUUAACUUAGAGUUAACGUGAAUGGUUACCUUACUAGCAGGUGGUUAUACCAAAUGCAAGGUGGAAAGCUUUCCUUGUUACUCUUUUCUCAAUGAAGUCCUUGACAGAUCAUCCGAGUUUGUAUCACCCUCAUAAUCUGACCCAUACAACCUUUAAAAUAAAAUUCUGAAGUCAAAGUCUUACCAUUUUUGAGAUGGAUUACCUGUAUAAUUCAGGCUCUUUGGUUUAAUUCACAAAUUAGCUGGAAAAGUACAUGAUGAUUGACACACUAGGAAGAGAGAAACAAAAACAGUAUUUCCUCUUUUACAAUUAUUUUUAAUUUUAGAAAAAUUUCUGAACUUUAAGCUGUAUAAGGAGAAAUGAGAAGGGUUAUAUUCAGAACUGUUAAUGCUUGGAAAUAAUAAAGCUUUGUUAUAUUUAACCUGUCCUGCUUAACUCAGAGGUUGGCUUCAUCCUAUAGGUUCUCUCUUCAGAGGGCUUUGACAGAAGUCUGCUGUUGUAGAUACAGUAGGGCUUGUCACUAGAAGACAGGUGGCUAACCAAAAAUAUUUAGAGCAUGAAAUUCAUAGGCAAAUCUUGAUCUGAUUUUUUUAUUAUAUAAGAGAAUCAUUGCUUAAAUAUACUGUAGAUGUAAGAUGGAUAUUCAAAAUUUUAGUAUAUCCUACAGAAAAGCAGAUGCAUAUCUUAAAUAUCUCCAAGACUCACCAUCUAGUAUGCUCUAAAGACAAUACUAAUGUACAACGCUCUGAGGGUUUUUUGUUUUGUUUGUAGCUCAGAUUAUAACUAAGUGUUGUCUAUGAUGUUUUCUUUCCUUUUUAUCUUUAAGACUUGUUUAUUCUUGUUUACUUUAUGUGAAUGGAUGUUUGCCUGCAUGUAUGUAUGUAUGUCCAUUAGUAUGUUGCCUCCAGAGGCCAGAAGAGGGUAUUGGAGCCCCUGAAACUAGAGUUGUGGAUGGUUGUGGCUGACACAUAAAUGCAGGGAAUUGAACCUGCAUCCUCCAGAAGAGGUCAUAAUGCUGAACUAUCACUCCAGCCUUUUUUUUUUUUUCCUUAAAAGUGUUUAUUUAGAUCAUAACAUUUUAAACACAGAAGCUCUGCUUUGUGCCAUAAGAAUAUUUAGUUGAUAUGAAUAGCAUUUCUAUAAUACAACUGAGUCAGACUGAAUAAAAGCUUUCCUAGUCUUGUGGCUUAGCUUUAUCACAUUAACUUUAAUCUGAAGUUUGAAAUCGGGCCUCCCACUGUGUAUCUUAGCAAAUGUUAAUUUUAGGUGGCUUGUAACUGAGUAAUGCUAUCUUCAGUUUGUAUUGAAAAUGAUCAUUUUUAUUAGGAUUUGAAAUAACCAAUUGUGUUCAGUUUGAAUGCUUCAGGGUCACAUCAUGGGUUAUUCUUUCUUUGAAACCUAGUGAUGAAAUAAUUCAUUCAUAAAAUUUUAAAAAGGCAAAACUGGGUUGGACGUUAGAGACAGUAAAGGACAGAGAGCAGUAGAGUCAUGUCUCCUAAGUGUCCUGUGUGCUUUAAGAUGUCAUAUCAAUAGGUUGAGCAUCCCUGUCUAAAAUCCUAAGCCUCCAGAUAAUUGAUAUAACAGUUUCACACCUGACCUCAUUUGUUUCAGGUUGCACUUAAAGGCAGCAGCAAGCAAACCCAAAGUAUUAGAUCUGCUUAACGAUCAAGCCAUGUACAUUAAAAACAUACACGACUCCCAUCCCACAAAUAUUUAAUCUUUGUGUGUGCUUGCACUAAUAUUUGAAAAUCUAAACUAAAAUGGAAAACAUUUCUGGUUCCAAGUAAUUGUGAUAAGGAGUAUCCAGCCUGAACUGUAAAUAUUUGCUCUUCUGAGUGCUAGUCACAAGAUGGCCGUACAUUUUUCUGGAGCAGUGAUAUAUUUACAAGUAGUUCAGCCUCAAUAAAUAUAUUGUCUCCGAUAUAUUUCUGUUCUCAUCUUACUAUGUCCAAUGAUCAGAGCCCUAGACUUGAAGGCAGAGUGAGAUGAUUCAGUAGGUAAAGUCACUUGCCACCAAACCUGGCAUUCUGAGUUUGAUCCCUAGAGAGAUUGAUCCCUGGAAUGCACGUGUUAGAAAAUAAGGAUUACCCCAAGUUGUCCUCCAGCAGCUGUGUGUGCACAAAUACAAAGAAAGUAAGUUUUUAACAUACACAGAUUUUGAAGUUAACAUGCACCUAGAAGGCUCUCAAGCUUGGGAGUUUGGAGUCAACCUGAGCAAGACAGUAAGACUCUUGUCUCAAUGAAAAAAUAAAUAAAUCUAGACUGGAGAAAUAACUUCCUUCCAUAAGGACCCUAAUGUGGCACAGAACUCCAUGUUUAUGUACUGUGCAGUGUUCUGGCUACUUUUAUUGAAUAUAAUUGUAACAGUUUAAUUAGAUUGGUUGUGUUCUGUUGGGUUUUUAUAAACAGGAUGGUUAGAGAGACAGAAAAUCCAGUGACCUUCAGAAACAAGCUCUGGUAAUCAUCGUUUUUAUGGUUAAAAACAUUUCUGCUGCCUGGGUAGUGGUGAUGCACACUUUUAAUCCCAGCACUUGGGAGGCAGAGGCAGGUGGAACUCUGAAUUCAAGGACAGCCAGGGCUACACAGAAACCCUGACUUGAGGGGGGGGGGGGAAAUCUGGUUGGACAUGGCAGUUCAUGCCUGGAAGAGAGUGAGAAAGGAAGAGUGCCAUGAGUGGUAGACCCUCUGAAAAACAAAAGUCGAUAUUUGGGUUUUUUUUUUUAAAUAACCAGUCUUUAUGAUCUAAUUUUUCUGAUCUUGAAAUGGUAAUCACAUGCACAUUUUAAUUGAAGUUACAGAGUAAAAAAAAAAAACUAUCCCAUCCUUUGAAGAUUUGAAGAUUAUAAAAGAUUGGUUUGUUGUAGAAGAAAUUCAAGAAUACCCAGUUCAAUUCUUUCGUGCAUGCUACCCACUGCAAGCAGGAAUCAUUGAAUGCUUUACGUCAUGCAGAAUGUCAAAAGAAAGAACACAGAGAGGAAGGGUUCUUGGGUCUCCUGGAGUCAGCACAAAGGAUUUGAUGAGGUCAGAGUGCUGUCAGGCACCAGGGCUGCUAGACAUAGAGGAUAAACUGAUAUGCUUGGGUUUUAUAGCUGCUAGUGUACAGUUUGAUGUCAUAGCAGCUUAAUUUAAAUAGUGAAUUGAGAGUGUUGGCACAUGCCUGUAAUCCCAGUACUUAGGAGGCAGGAGCAAAAGCAUAAUGCCAGCUUAUUACAUAGCAAGUUCCAGGCCAGACAAAAUAAAGCCAAAAGUGUCUUUUUGCAGGGAAGUGACCUGAAGACAUACACCUCAACAUGCACACAUACAGUAAAAUUUUGGGUUGCCCACAAAAAAAGUUGAACUCCUGAGUGGGGUUAAUUGGUAACAUUGCCUGGGAUAUAAAAGUUAUUGGGUAAAUAUACCAGGAUAUAAAAACAUCUAUCUAGAACAUGAUAUAAAGUUCUAAGUGAAAGAUUUUUUAGGGUGAAUAUACAUGCCCACCCCCAAUGCUGGUUGUAGUACCUUGAGCCUUGCAUGUAGUAAGUGCUCCAUCACUUAGCCACAUCCCUAGCUUAUUUGGUUUUUCUGCAUUACUGCACAUUUGAUUGAUGUGGUAACGGUUUUCAUUUGUUAACGUUGCUAGAUAACUUUUGUAUAACCCUAAGUAAAUAAUUUCAUCUUUCCAUUUUCCAAAUCAGUAGCUGGGGGAGAUUGAGAAGAUGAAUCCUGAGUCUUGACUUCCAAGGGUACUUACUGUGGAGGAGGCCAGCUUUCCUAGCAUGGGACCCAUCCUUCAGCUUUGGUUUCACUCCUGCUCCCUUUGCGUUCACAAGUGUGAACCAAAGAGGUUGGAAAUGGUUGUUCUGUAUUAUCCAGCACUGAUGGGCGAAACCAUGGAUAAGCGCAGAGGGGGCCUUCUGACCUUUAAGUCAGUAAACUCUUCUUUUCUAACCUUACUCCCAGCUAUUUUCAGUUUGUUAGACAUUAGGUUUGAAAGUAAUGCCACAUUGGAUAAAUUCAUUUUAUUUUUGAGAUUAGAGUUUAGGGAUUGCAAAAAUAAAAUGUUGGUUCCAGUACCUCUUAGUGUCUCUUACACUGUAGUUUUAUUUAUCAUUGUGUAUGUACUCCAUGACCUGUGGAAGUCAGUGUACUUGGAGAGUCAUUUCUCUCUCCUACCUUUAUGUGGUUUCUAGAUUAACCUCAGGUUACCAGGCUUGCAAGGCAAGUUUCUUUGCCUACUGAGACAUCUUGUCAGCCCUUCAUGCAUUUUAAUAUGAAUUAUUCCACAAUAUUAAUUAUAUCUUCUAUCCAGAACAUUAUGAGCACUCAUAUGUAAAAUGCUUUGACCUAAAAGAUGAAACAUUAAGCUUUGGAACAUGGAUCUCCACAAUGUAGAAAUUAUGGCAUCGUGGCCAGAAAAUAGGCAGGUUAAACGUUCUUGCCACCAGCCUAGUGAGCGGAGUUUGAUCCCUGGGACCAACUCAUACAGGUUGUCCUCUGGUACCACACACACAUGUACACAGAUUAAUUUUAAAAAAAAAAAAACACGUGAAGCACAUCACUUUCUAUGUAAAAUGUAUUAAACUUCAUUUUUUUCCAUUCA